AAAUGUAAAAUGUAUUAAUGCAACAAAGGAUAUCCAUGAAAUUUAUCUUUAUUAGUACAAGAAAGACUAGUACCUACCGUAUUCAAUCUUUUUAGGUACAUUAGUUCAACCUACCGAGCAUACAGCAGUCUGUAACACAUCAAUAAAAAUCACCAAUUCUUGUUUAAAUAGUUUAAAUCUGGUUAUACAUCACUUCUGAAGUGUUCAAAUAUCGAAAGUAAUAAAAGUUUAUUAUUUUCUUUAAUUUCAAAUGGAGAAAUUCACCCGUUGGCGAGAUGCUGGCACAGGCAUUGCACCUUUCCAUCCGAUUUAUGCAGAAAAACCUUCGAUUACUAGUUUCAAAUGGCUGAUAAUAUUACCAGUAGCUUUAGUCCGUAUCCCUCUAUGUGUCAUUACCAGCAUAUUUUAUUUUGUUAUAUGGUCCGGAAUUCUAAAACGCCUACUCAGUUUCCAACAAGCUAUUUCUGGAUUCUUUGAACGCUCGCUUUCAAGAAUUGUACUAUUCUCCUUGGGCUGUUUCCGACUUUCCUACACACUAGUUGGAACAUUUGUCCAAGGGGAUAGUCUACAGGCUGGGGAUAUUGUUGCUGUCAAUAGUACGAGCCCUGUAGAUGUCCUAACCGUUUCGUCUUUGUUUGAUUGUAUAUUCGUUCAAGCGAAUAGUAAGUCGUCAAAUGUUCUUCCAGUUUCUUCCAUCACUGCUUUCUUUUCGCAUUUUUCUAGAGUAAACUUAAUGCUUCCUCCUCCUGCGAGGGAUCUUCGACCACUGUCUGAAAUUUGCAAAGAUGCUACCAAAAAUGGCAAGGUUGUAAUUGUAUUCCCAGAGGGUUCCACUACCAAUGGCAGAGGAUUAUGUCAACUAACCAAAUGCCUCGAAUCCGCUGGAAGCACUGAUCGAAUUUUCUGUUUAUAUCUUCGCUAUCUACCAGCGGCGAUUACUCUUUCAGUCCCAUCCGUGUUGACAUUUAUCAGUUCCAUUUUACUUACCACUUCUUUUGAAGUUCGUGCUCGAAUGUCAGCGGAGCCUGAAAUUCCUAGAAAUUGUAACAACGUAAACGACAAUGUUUUAGACAAGCUCUGUAGACUUGGUCGUACACGAGCUACAAAUCUUAAUUUGACUGAAAAACAAAUUUAUUUAGAGGCCACCUCUAAGAAAUAUGAUUAACGAAUACUAUUUCUCUUUUCUCUUCUACAUGUCACGCCACCAGUAUAUUAUUACUACGGAACUGGCUUACUUUAUUCUACCGUCUUAUUCCUUCUAUAUGGACUAAUAUUCAUGUGUGAUAGUAUGUAAUAAAUAAAAUAAGUGCGUUCAUCAUUAAAA
Molecule: messenger RNA, 1324 nt
Organism: Schizosaccharomyces octosporus yFS286
Lineage: Eukaryota; Fungi; Ascomycota; Schizosaccharomycetes; Schizosaccharomycetales; Schizosaccharomycetaceae
Product: acyltransferase
Exons: 4
Coding region: 251-1165 (304 amino acids)
Source: RefSeq, a predicted model, not a curated record